Messenger RNA from Cuscuta epithymum, 3428 nucleotides. The record is from the annotation of a GenBank genome assembly. NCBI's taxonomy places the organism in Eukaryota, Viridiplantae, Streptophyta, Magnoliopsida, Solanales, Convolvulaceae.
UCAUUGCCAUGCCUAAUUGACCAUCGUCCCUCACCUGCUUCAAGCUAAGAAAUGAGCAGCAGCUCCUUCCCACUCACUCUGUUUAUCCCGCUCCCUUCUAGAACCGGUGACAAAUAUCAGCGCCCGCCGGAAAGUUUCCGCUAUGGGAUACGAAAACCGUCUCCUAAAGUUCGCUGUAACCGUGCGGGCAACAAUUUGGGAAGCACCAAAACCGAACAGGAACAUCUCAAACUCUCUGUUCUUCGUUUCACCCUCGGAAUACCUGGAUUGGAUGAAUCUUACUUACCGAGAUAUAUAGGGUACGCAUUUGGUUCGUUGAUACUGUUGAAUCACUAUAUAGACUCGGAUUCAUCCACUAUCACCGCAGCCCAGAUGAGAACAGAAGUUCUAGGUCUUUUUCUUGCUGCCUUUUCUGUUGUAAUCCCCUACAUUGGGAGAUUUCUGAAGGGUGCUGUUCUACGCGAUGAAAGGAAUCUUCCAGAAGAUGCGGACCAAAUGUUUGUCAUCUCGCAAAAUGUUCCUGAUGCUUUGAAGGAGGAUUUGGCUUGGGGAACAUAUGCUUUGCUGCGCAAUACAAACACUAUAUCUGUGCUUAUCACAACACAAGACGCACUUUGUGUGCGUGGCUACUGGAAAACUCCACGGGAUAUGUCAAAAGCUGAUAUAUGUAAUUGGUUUGAGAAACAAAUUCUGCAGCUUGGUUAUUUAAAGUUGGAGGAUACACUAUAUUUCACCGAAGCUACAGGUAUGAUUUGUCCUACUGCAAUUGUAUUAGUUCCGAAAUUCCAAAUCACAUUGGUUCCCAAGAAUGCUAGUUUUAUUGUGCUAAUUUUCUCUAUCUUGAAGACUCGGAAAAUCAUAAAUAUAGAUUGUGUUCGAACACGGUAUAUCCGUAUAUCUUAAAAUUAUAAUUUUUCUAAAAAUGAAUAAGAGGUGAUUAAUUUAUUAUCACCUAUUAUGUUAUUUCUGCAUUUUUUUUUAUAUAAAACCUCAAAUGUACAUUAAUUGGUUAAUGAAGAUAUAGACGUAGACCUCCAAAACCUUCCAUAUACAAAAUCUCAAAUAUAUAAUUUUCUAAGCAUUUCCGAUAUAUAUUACAAGAAUGCCACCUUUUCUGUCAAACUAUUGAAUGAUACUACCAUUAGUUCAGAUCAGAAGUGUUACUAUAAGAAGUAGUGCUUAUCAUAAGAUAGUUCUUACAUAAACCAUCUCCUAUAUGUGUGUGUGUGUAUAUUUAUAUGUACAUGUACAUAUAUGCAUAUAUGCAUGUAUAAGUAUAUGUAUGCCUACACAUGUAGCUAUUUAUAUAUGUAUACAUUUGUAUUUGGAUAAAAUAGAUUUGGUGCGUUAGAUUUGACACUUGUGCAUUAUGUGAGACAAAAAUGUGCAUUGUUAUGAAUUAAAAUAAAAAAAUGAGGUGGCAUUUUUUCAAACAAACUUAACUCUUUUUGCCACUCCAAACUGCACCGCUAUGAAUUAGAAUGCACAACAUUUUGCACCAUUCUCAUUUUGCACAACAUAAGAUAGUUCUUACAUAAACCAUCUCCUAUAUGUGUGUGUGUAAUUAUAUGUGUAUAUUUAUGUACCCACGAAUAUAUUAAUAUGUGAUGGCAUAACAUUUCUAUCACCUUUUCUUCGUUAAGGGAAAUCUAUUUGUCAAGAUAUAGACUAAGGCACUAAGCCUUUAAUAGCCUUCCGUUUUGAACCCCUCCAAAUUCCUCCAACAAAAAGAACCUAAGUUGCAGUCUUUGCAGUGUUGUCAAUCCCGGAUAGCGGAGCGUAGCGGCCAACCCUGAAAACGCUACAGCGUUAUACUGGAUAGCGGGAUGACCGCUAUUCAGAGACUAUAUAUGCAAAAUACAUAAUAUAUGUAUGCAUAUAAUUACAUUGCAUACAUAUAUCUAAUUAAAAAAAUGGUAUAUGUGACUGAAAGUUUCAAACAUCUUGACAUUCAUAAAUCUUAAGUUACCUACGAAUACUCCCUAGUGAAGCUAUUAAUAUUUAAAACAGCUCAAGUCUAAACAAUAAAUCAAAAAUAGUUUCUGGUUUAAGUCUUGAAUAAAAAAUAAGAUUCUGGUUCAAGUCUUGAUAAAAUAAUCCUCAUAAAAUUUAGAUCCAAGCCCCCCUUCUUAGUUCAUCAUUCACCACUGCUCCUCAUCGAAUUCUUCUUCUAACAUUAUCUCGUCUUCUUUGUCAUUUUCACUACUAUGGCUACUGCAAAAUUCUUCGUCCAUAUUUGUCUGUUCUUCCUCUUCAACAUGUUCCACCAAGCGGCUCUUUCCCCUAGAGUUGGAAGCUGUAAGCAGUUGUUCAGAGGCUGUUUUGGUAGAAAUGAAGCAACAUAAGAUACUACUCAGAAGAAUCAAAGAAGAGUAGUGCAGAAGACACUACUCAGAAGAGUCAAAGAAGAUGAGCGAUAGUGUCUGGGUCCCUAACAAUGAGUGCAGCAGAGGUUGUUCUUGUAGAAGAUGAAGCAGCAAAAGGCACUACUUGAAGAAGCAAAAAGGAGUGUAGCAGAUGUUGUUAUUGUAGAAGAUGAGUCGAUGACGCAGCAGAGGUUCUUGAAGAAGAUGAACUAUAGAAUCAGAAUCAUCAGAUGCUUGUCAUUGUAUCAAGUGUGAGUUGCAACAGUAGUGAAGAGAAGAAAUAAUUUCAAAAGGUGGAGCGGAUUUUAAGGGUUUUAUGUAUAUAGAAGGGUUUUGGCUGGUUACUAUUUAUUUUAAAAUACUUUACUUUACCCUUGAUGCUUCUGAAAACAAAACUUACCCUAGAAAAAGCCCAACUGUAGUGCUCUGCAACACCCGGUACAACGCCAGCUGUAGCCACCGUUACUCCUGCAAGAGACAAACACGAUGCUGCAGGUGGUCUUGUAGUGCCCAAUGACUCCUACGCUCCGCUAUGCCGCUCUAGCAUGCUAUUCACUUCACUGAGUCUGUAUAUUUUUUGAAGACUAAAUUGUCACUUCUCAAGCUAGAAUCAACUAAAAAGAAUGUCUGGUUCCAGAUUCUCCAAUUCAGGAGCUGCUUCCCAAGGGGACUCGAUCUCUUCUAGUACAGCCGCUCUCAUGUUCUUAUUCAAGUGACAAGGGCACUUCAAAGAAUGAUGGGUUUGUCCUGGUAGCUUCUGGUAACAGUUUUGCUUAUGAUAGUCAAGACAGAGGAUGGAUUAAAGCAGUUGCGAGCAAAUUUAAAAGUAAGCCCACUUGUACAGAUGUGUAAUGUUAAACGUAUCUUAUAGAGCACCAAAUACUUGUUAGCCUUUUUUCUAAACAGAUUCUCUGUCUACUAAUAGAAUAUUAUUAGGCAUAUGUAUUAAACUCUUUAGUAUAAAUAUACUGCCCAGGACUCCUAUUGGAGUACCUUUUCCCAUUAUUUCACAUCUACCUCUUGUGUAUUUUCUGUACCCUUAUUUUUGCUGCAUAUAUGCAA